Messenger RNA from Closterium sp. Yama58-4, 3048 nucleotides. The record is from the annotation of a GenBank genome assembly. NCBI's taxonomy places the organism in Eukaryota, Viridiplantae, Streptophyta, Zygnematophyceae, Desmidiales, Closteriaceae.
AUGUGGUUACCCGAUCAAUACUUCGCAAACGGCACAGCCAAAUCCAUUCAACCGACGUACUACGCGGGCGGGUUACUGAAGCCUGUGGACCGCACGCUGCGGUACUGGGAGGUGGGCGACAGCUGCUACCGCGUGCCCGUGGCGCCGGGCAGAUACCUCGUGCGCCUCAGCUUCAGCUAUAACAACUUCGAUAACAACUACUACAACCUGUUACCAUUGAAUCUGGACCCGAGCGUGGGCGUGAGCAUUAACGACUAUUUCGUGGAGGUGGUGGGAAUUCAGGGGCUCAACACCACAGCUUACUACACUGACUACAUCGCCUUUUCGCAACCUGUUGAAACUACCGGGGAUGGAGCUGAUAACGGGGAUGGAAGCGCCUCGCAACAGCAGCAUCAGAUUAGCAUAUGCUUUCUCCCGUUUCAAGGAAACCCGUUUGUGAACUCGUUACAAGUGCUCCCGGUGGACACUGACGCGUAUUUCGCAUCCACCACGGGCUCCAACGUGGUGCUCUCCAAUUGGGUGCGCAUCAACGCCGGCGGCGCCGCCAUUGGCCCCGAGCCCAGCGGCACCGACCCGGGGCACCGCACGUGGAAUGCCGACGUGGCGUCGUCCAAGUCGGACCCGUGGGUGAAAGUGGCGGCCACGUCAGCAGCGGAGGUAACGGUCCCCGCGAGCUGGGAAUCGUUCAGCCUGCCGAACGAGUUAUUCACCUCAGCGCGAGUUGCGGGCGGGAAAUCCAAGACCACUGGGUAUAAUUUCACGGGACUCUUCCCCGUGGAUCAAGCUAACGAGUUCAUGGUGUUGCUGUAUUUCGCGGAGAUCGAAGCGGGGGUGGGCGUGGGGGAUCGAGUCAUGGAUGUCUGGGUUAACGGCAAGUGGACGACGAUCGAUAUCGUGGAGCGCGCGGGCGGCGCGAACACUGCGCUGGUGUAUUCCCUCAACCGCGUGAAGCUCGGCGGAGUUCCGAACUCCCCCGAGGGGCAGUGGCUCGCGGUGCUGCUCCGCCCCGCGGGCGGAAAUCUCAAGCUGCGCGCGCCAAUGAUCAGCGGAGUCGAGGUGUACGAGGUGAUUUACGGCGACGACGGCGGAAGCGGCGGCGACGGCGGCGGCGCGACGACCGGCGGAAGCGCCGCCACGGGCGGGGAUACGCAGAUUAGGAUCGACUGCGGCGGGCAGUAUAACUACACGGACUCCCUGGGAUUGGCGUGGUCCGCGGAUUACGGGUAUUCGAGCGGCGCGCCGGCGAUCGUCGUGGACUCCGGAAACGACUUCGAAUUCUCCAAGUCGCUGCGGUAUUUCCCAUCGGCGCGCAUCAACUGCUACGACGUACCGGUCCCUAAGGGCCGGUAUUUAUUCCGCAUGUUCUUCGACUACGGGAAUUAUGACCAGCUGAGCGAGACGCCCACGUUCGGGUUCGGCGUGGAAGGCGCGCCGUUGGUCGCGCUACAGCCGGACGCGCCCGGCGGUUUCCAGGAGGCUGUAGCGUUCGUGGAGGACGGCUCGGCGAGCGUGUGCCUGUACGGACACCGGGAAGGCGGCGCGAAUAGCAACGGCGUAAUGCUGCCGCCGGUGAUUAACUCGUUAGAGAUUCUGCAGGUGAACGAUAUGGCGUAUGAGUCGACGCAGUAUGGGAGAGAUCUGGUGAUGUACGAUUAUUAUAGAGUCAACGCGGGCGGGCAGUCGUUUGGGGAGGGGUUGACGGAGGGGAAGGAGCUGGGGCAUCGGCAGUGGGGAGACGAAACGACGCCGGGUGUAACGCUGAAGUGUAACCCGGGGUGCGAUAACGAGUUUCUGCCGGCGAACGUGGCGACGUUGAAGGGCGUUGACGCGGCGCCGGACGUGAUUCCGUUGGAGCUCGUUAAGACGGCGCGCACGGCGCGCACGCGCACCGUCGCCGGCGACGCGGAUGGGUCGGUCGUGGCGUACAAUCUGACGGCCUUCAUGCCCGGGGAGGGCCUCGCGAUCUUCCUGCGAUUCGCGGAGCUGCGCGCCGGCGUGAAGGCCGGUCAGCGCGUGUUCUCCGUCUACUUGAACGGCCAGCCGGUUCCGGCCGGCAAGGGGAUCGACCUGGCCGGAAAAGUGGGGCCGUUUGCGCUGUUUUCGCUGAACUUGCCGUACCAGCUGGCGCCAGAAGCUUCGUGGGUGUUGCUGGAGCUGCGCGCCGAUAAGGGAUCGGCCCUGGCGCCGGUUAUCAGCGGCGUGGAGGUGUACGGGCUCAUGGAACGAGGGCCCGCCGUCAGCGACGCGACUCUGGCCGCAAUGACGGAGAUCAAGCGCGCGCUGCAGGUUCCCGAGUCGCUGAGCUGGCAGGGGCACCCGUGCUUCCCGCUCGCGUGGACAGGUGUCAACUGCACAGUGGACAGCAUGGGCGAGGCGCAGGUCGAGAUCAUAUCGCUGACAAACGUCGCUCUCAACGGCUCCAUUCCGCCUGCCAUUUCGCAACUGACAUCUCUUGUUUCUCUGAACCUGAGUGGGAACGCCCUCACAGGAUCCAUUCCCGCAGCCAUCACCUCUCUCCCCCACCUCGCCUCGCUGGACCUCUCACACAACCAACUGAACGGCUCCAUUCCUGCUGGGAUCGCAACCAUGCCAUCCCUCCAUCUACUGUAUCUCAACGACAAUGAGCUGGCGGGUGUUCCCCAGGGCCUCGUACCAGCUCCCUCUGGCCUCACUCUCAGCCUCGCCAACAACCCGUACCUCUGUGGCACGGACGGUCUCCAAUCCUGCGACUCUGCUGCGGCCUCCGCCCCGCCCGGCACCUUUGAGGCCAUUCCGCUGCCCCCGCCGGCCCCCGCAUCCUCCUCGUCGAGUGGUGGGCUGAGCACGGGCGCGGUGGUGGGGAUUGUGAUUGCGGUGCUGUGCGGUGUGGCGCUGCUGGCGGCGGGAGGCGUGUUUGUGUGGCGGAGAAAGCAGCGCCGGCAUAUGGUGUUUUCAGACAGCGAGCUCAUGCACCAAAACAUGUUUCCAUACAGCAAGAGCAACACGCGUGGGUAUGACGAGGAUUCAAUCUCAGCAGGAUCUGGUUCGCCCUAUGUGCACGUGCUGUGA